Entelurus aequoreus (snake pipefish) is the source of this 1862-nucleotide messenger RNA. Its product is annotated as myelin protein zero-like protein 2. Bases 415 to 1173 code for a protein of 252 amino acids. Gene Ontology annotation, cellular component: membrane. Gene Ontology annotation, biological process: cell-cell adhesion. The record is from RefSeq and is a predicted model, not a curated record. Lineage: Eukaryota; Metazoa; Chordata; Actinopteri; Syngnathiformes; Syngnathidae. The transcript has 5 exons.
CAACGUCCAUUAGCUUGUAUUAUCAUUUAUGUACAUCACGACUUACUUUGUAAUGGACGUUGCGUUACGGGUUUGCGCAAUAGCCUCUGUGUCGUGCGCCUAUUACGCAGCAGCAGAACAGGUUGGGUGUGUUUUUCCCCUCCCAUUUGAAUGGCGCUGGAGAGAGAGAUGGGCGACGAUGAGGCAGAGCGGAAGAUUGGAUACGUGCCACUGAGGUGGGCGGGAAGCUGCAGAGUCUGACUUGAGGAAGAGCAGUGGCGAGUCCGGACGCGUCCUGGGUUAGACGUGGAAGUAGAACGCGAGACUCCCGAGUUUAUUUGUCUUCCAAAGGGAUCUCCAUAUAGAAGAAGUUUGGACAACGUGGGUUAGUUAGUCGUCUCCAGGUUUCUCGAUCACUCAACAGUCAGUCUUCCAAUGUGCGUCAGAGGAAUUCUUCUCCUGUGUGGACUCGCAGCUUCAGGCGUGCUGCAGGCCAGCGGGAUCCGUAUAUACACAGCAGGGGAUGUGGAGGCAGUCAAUGGGACAGAUGUUCGUCUGAAGUGUACGUUCCAGAGUUCAUCUGCCAUCAACCCCGAUGUCAUCAGCAUCUCCUGGAGCUUCAGACCUCUCAAGCCAGGCCGUGAAGAAUCGGUUUUUCACUACCAGCAGAAGCCUUACCCUCCAAUAGAGGGCAUUUUCAGGAGGCGAAUCACCUGGGCAGGUGAUGUCAUGGGCGGUGAUGCCUCCAUCAUAAUUCAAGAAGUGAAGUUCACCUACAAUGGCACUUACAUGUGCCAAGUAAAGAACCCGCCAGAUGUGCACGGCACUGUUGGAGAGAUUCGACUACGUGUUGUCACUACAGCUUCCUUCUCUGAGCUUCUGCUGCUAGCGUUCGCCGUCGGGGGCGGGAUCGCUGUUGUGGUUCUUCUCCUCAUCAUCAUCGUGUCCUGUCGAAGAUGCAAGAGGAAGAGACAGAGGCGGGAAGGGGAAGUGGAGGCUCCUCGUAAAGAAAAAAAAGAUCCUACAGUGUGCCACCCAAUGAGGGCCAUCCACCUGUACCUAUCACAGACGUCCAUAGAGAUUGACAGUUCAGACGGAAUGAUCUCAGAUCCCAGCACGAAAGAUUCCAGCUCCUCCUCAGAGGGUCCGAGCUCAGGCGACGACAGCAGCGAAGACGAUAUGGGUUCGGACUGAGAAGGUGGUGGGAACUGACAGAAGAAAGAAGGGAGCGGGCGUGCUUUCCUAAAUGGCUUCAUGUGGAUUAUGAUCAACGGUGUACUCGUUUGACAUCAUGCACGCUGUCAUCAUGAAUAGAAGGAAAAGGGGACGGAUGUCCUGUUUGAACAAUUCUGAAUAGGACAACCAAGCCCUUGAAAGGUGAUCAAAAGUGUUGCCUUGUCCAGAAAUAUUCAUACGAUGGAGUUAAACGCACUGACGCAGCAAACUGAGGGGUCACAGUAAUUUCUAAAAUCCACUCUUAACACUAGUUAACUGCAGUUUGUUACUUACUUGAAUCAAAAAGUAAUAUAUACUGCUCGCUGGUGUUGGAGCAUACGUAUGCAGUGUGGGAGUGCACAGUUUCGAUCUGAAAAACCUCUGAAUGCAAACUAUCCGGUGAGCCUGGCAGAAACGCAUUAUGUAAUACGUUUUACACCUCAUGUAAUAACGCCACAUUUUGUAAUCAACUUCUUGAACACAUUUCACUAUAAACUUUGACACAUUUUGUACUAACUUGUUAUGAGGGAAUUCAACUAAACUCAGGGGUGUCCAAACGUUUUUCACUAAGGGCCACAGACUGAAAAAUCAAGGCAUCGCGAUGGCCAUUUUUUUUUUCCACUUUAAUUAGCAGUAUGAUAUUUAGAUUUAUUCUUUUUAAGAAUAUG